Messenger RNA from Momordica charantia (bitter melon), 1604 nucleotides. Its product is annotated as NAC transcription factor 32. Gene Ontology annotation, molecular function: DNA binding. Gene Ontology annotation, biological process: regulation of DNA-templated transcription. The record is from RefSeq and is a predicted model, not a curated record. Lineage: Eukaryota; Viridiplantae; Streptophyta; Magnoliopsida; Cucurbitales; Cucurbitaceae.
GCCCCACGUGUUCUCCUUCUUAUAUAUAUGCUCCGCUUCUUCAUCUCUGCUCACCGAUUCCCUCUCCGACCAACCGCCGCCGUAUCUGCCGCCGCAGCAACUCACAGCAACCGCCGCACUCAGCAGAAACCGCUAGCAAAUGACCGUAGCUGGACUUGAGCUCCCUCCAGGCUUCAGAUUUCACCCCACCGAUGAGGAGCUAGUUCUUCACUACCUCUGCCGGAAGUGCUCUUCUCAGCCCAUCGCCGUUCCGAUCAUCAAGGAAAUCGAUCUCUACAAGUACAACCCCUGGCAGCUCCCUGAAUUGGCUGUUUGUGGUGAGAAAGAGUGGUAUUUCUUCUCUCCUAGGGAUCGGAAGUACCCUAACGGAUCCCGUCCGAACCGGGCUGCCGGAACCGGCUACUGGAAAGCCACCGGCGCCGACAAGCCGAUCGGCCGCCCUAAGGCUCUGGGAAUCAAGAAGGCGCUCGUGUUCUACGCCGGGAAGGCUCCUCGUGGUGUCAAGACCAAUUGGAUUAUGCACGAGUAUCGCCUCGCGAAUGUGGAUAGAUCCGCCGCCAAGAAGAACAACAAUUUGAGACUGGAUGAUUGGGUUUUGUGUCGAAUUUACAACAAGAAGGGAUGUAUAGAGAAGCAUUUCGAAGCCAACGACGAGAAGGAUGCAGAAUUCCCUGAUUUUGAGGAGGAGAAGCCCAAUAUUUUGAUGCCUAAUAACAAGAACAUGGUACAGUUCCCCAUCCACAACCAUUUGCAGAUGGACACGUCGGAUUCGGUCCCGAGAAUGCACACCGACUCGAGCGGGUCGGGAUCAGGGUCGGAGCUGGCCACCUCGACGGAGGUCACCUGGGAGAAGGAGGUCCAGAGCCAACCCAAAUGGGGAUUUGGAGAAGGAGUGCCAGAUUUGGACUUUUUUCAGUUCAAUUAUAUGGAUUCAUUCUCCAUGACAGAUGAUGACCCAUUUGGGAAUCAGGUUCAGUUCCAAAUGGAUCCACUCUCACCAUUGCCCGACAUGUUCGCUUAUUUGCAGACUCCAAUUUAGAGUGAGUUUGGGAUGACUUUUGAACAACAAAAUGCUUUUCAAGCACAGACCAAGUGCUAUGUCAAUAGAAAUUUCAAAGCAUCCUUUGAUUAUCUAAAUCGAAGGAUAAGGAUUUGAGGAAGUGUUUAUUGACCCGUCGAAAAGCAUUUUUCACUCUUCUAAAAGUCAUUCCGAACGAAGCUUUAGUCGAGCACCAUCAACAACAGCAUUGUAAAGGCGAAGGUAUAAGGGCAUUGGCCAUGGCGUAUCCAAGGCUUCCUCUACCAUAAUAGAAGAAGGCUGUAUUCAUAUUUUUACAUAUAAGGAUUAAGGGUAGCAAAUUCUUUGGAAAACAGACCAAUAUGCCAAAAACAUUGUUAUCUUUCCUUUUAUUUGUUUAUUUUCUUGGAAUGGAAGAAUGUAGUUAGAAGAAUUGACCUCUGUUUCUAAACUUGGUGGUCUUCUUCAUCCUACUCGGCCACGACACGACACUCCUUUUCCGGGAAAUUUAUACUCCCGGAGUACUUACUCUCUGUUCAUGAACUUUGGACUCUCCAAAUGAAACUGAUGAUCUUCGUUAUUUCAA